This is a messenger RNA of Lacerta agilis (Sand lizard), 613 nucleotides long. It is a transcript of the gene DUT, whose product is annotated as deoxyuridine triphosphatase. Gene Ontology annotation, molecular function: magnesium ion binding; dUTP diphosphatase activity. Lineage: Eukaryota; Metazoa; Chordata; Lepidosauria; Squamata; Lacertidae. The transcript is spliced from 6 exons. Bases 27 to 527 code for a protein of 166 amino acids. Gene Ontology annotation, biological process: dUTP catabolic process; dUMP biosynthetic process. The record is from RefSeq and is a predicted model, not a curated record.
UUGUCUCUCUCUUUUGCGCGCACAACAUGCCUUGUUCUGAAGCGGACCUUGCCCCUUCCCCCAGCAAGAGGCCAAAAGUCUCCGGCUGUGAGGCGCCCGGCGAGAAACUCCGCUUCUCCAAGCUGUCGGAAAACGCGUCCGCUCCUUCCAGGGGCUCCUCCCGGGCUGCGGGCUAUGACUUGUACAGUGCACAUGACAUUGAAAUCCCUGCUUCAGGGAAGGCUGUAGUGAAAACAGACAUUCAGAUUGCCCUUCCUUCUGGAUGUUAUGGUCGAGUAGCUCCUCGCUCUGGUUUAGCUGCAAAACACUUCAUAGAUGUUGGUGCUGGAGUUAUUGAUGAGGAUUACAGAGGGAAUGUUGGUGUUGUACUGUUUAACUUUGGAAAGGAACCUUUUAAAGUUAAAAAGGGGGACAGGAUUGCCCAGCUAAUCUGUGAGCGCAUCUACUAUCCUGAGCUUGAAGAAGUCCAGGUUUUGGAUGAAACAGAACGUGGCUCAGGAGGUUUUGGAUCAACUGGCCAGAAAUAAGGAUAGCUGUUACUUGUAGUAAAAGAUUUCAUUUCCCUUGUUUUUGUAUAGAGCAUUUUUGUAUAAAUAAAACUUCUUUUGGUAGA